Molecule: messenger RNA, 3882 nt
Organism: Pseudomyrmex gracilis
Lineage: Eukaryota; Metazoa; Arthropoda; Insecta; Hymenoptera; Formicidae
Exons: 2
Coding region: 1-3882 (1293 amino acids)
Molecular function (GO): nucleic acid binding
Source: RefSeq, a predicted model, not a curated record
AUGUUAACUCUACAAGCCUUUGAGAAAUCUCAAACAAAACCUUCUUCUCAACUUCGUAAUCAAUCAGCAAGGUCGCAUUCAGUAAGCUCAAAAUCAACGGGAGAGAAGCCUGAUAAAACUUGCUUACUUUGUGAAGAAGAACAUUAUAUAUCUUAUUGUCCUAAGUAUCAACAAAAAACUAUAAAACAACGUUUAGAUCUUGUCUCUGCAAAAGGACUUUGUUUUAAUUGUCUCGGACAUCAUAGAGCAACAAAUUGUCAAUUAACGAGGCGAUGCAUCAAAUGUGGAAAACGCCACCACACGACCUUCCAUAAAACAUCAACACAAGAAGAGACGAAAAGUACAUCCGAUGUACGACAUCAAGCAUCGUCUUCUAUCGAGCUUGCAGCAAACAUUCCAUCAACCGCUAAAGAAUCAACUAAAGUCGUUCAUCAUAUUCAACCUGAGAAUUUUGAUUCGAAUCCAACCGUGCUGUUAGCCACCGCCAAGGUCAAAGUUGUUAAUCAUUAUGGAGAAAUUGUUCCAGCGCGGGUUCUUUUAGAUCAAGGUUCUGAAGUAUCUUUAGUUUCUGAAAAACUAGUUCAACAACUGCAUCUCUGUCGAAAAGCUUCUCACCUUCGUUUGAUAGGAGUUGGAAGACAAUCUUCUGGGAAAACAAAAGAAAUUGUGACACUUUCAUUAAGACCUCAUUUUGACACGAAUACAGAAGUUUUCGUCACCGCAUACAUCCUUCCUAAGUUAACUUCAGCAUUUCCAGCAGCAUCACUAGUCUCUUCAACGUGGGCUCAUCUUCGUAACUUACCAGUAGCAGAUCCUGAAUUCAUGAAAUCAGGAAAUAUCGACAUUAUCAUUGGCGCUGAAAUGUACGGACAAUUGUUAGAAGGAUCUAUUAUAAAGGGACCUUUAGAUGCUCCAAUAGCGCAACUCACUAAAUUUGGAUGGAUAAUUUCUGGACCUACUAACUUUAUUUCUGUCAAUCGAGAAUCUCAGAAUUAUCACUGCACAAUUGAUCACGAUCUUUAUGAGCUAAUAAAACGUUUCUGGCAUCAAGAAGAAAUCUGCCCUGCUCAAAUCACUAAACUAUCUUCUGCUGAACAGAAAUGUGAAGAACAUUUUGCUUUGUCUCAUUCUCGCGAUUCUACUGGAAGAUACAUAGUGCGAUUACCUUUCAAAUUUCCGCCUGAUCAAUUAGGCGAUUCCAAGCCCUCCGCGUUAAAAAUGCUAAAUCAUCUCCAAAGGAAAUUUCAAAAGGAUCCGAUGUAUUAUAAAGCUUAUUCCUCCUUUUUAUCAGAAUAUGAAAAUCUUCAACACAUGAGCAAGGUUCCUGUCGACGAAUCCAAGCCGGAACAAAUUUUUUAUUUACCUCAUCACGGUGUCAUUCGAGAAAGCAGUACCACGACUAAGUUACGAGUUGUCUUUAAUAGAUCUUGUGCUGUGGUUGACGGAUUAACAUUGAAUGAAAUUCUUCAUACCGGUCCCAAGCUUCAAACUGAUAUUUUCGAUGUUCUAAUCCGAUUUUGGCAGUUCCAGUACGCCUAUUCAUUAACGUAUGGUCUUGCUUGUGCGCCAUAUUUAGCGCUCAAAACCUUCCUUCAAUUAAUCAAAGAUGAAGGCCACAAUUUUCCUUUAGCGGUCGAAACAAUCUCGAAGGCUCGGUACGUUGAUGAUGUUUAUGGAGGAGCUGACACCAUCCAAAAAGCACAAGAACAAGCAUUCCAGGUCUAUCAGCUCUGUAUGGCGGGCGGUUUCCCUUUAAGAAAAUCGACGAGUAAUAACCCAUCAGUUCUUGACUGCAUCAAAAUGCAGUUUUGUAGUCCCGUUAACUCCGUAUCCAUUCAUGACAAUAUCGUUUACGCACUAGGUGUCAUAUGGAACACUACGUCAGAUAAUUUCCAAUUCAAGCUAAACAAACCUCCAUCCACUUAUAUGUCAAAACGUAUCGUAUUAUCACAAAUUGCGCAAAUCUUUGAUCCGCUAGGCCUUCUAUCUCCGAUUAUUAUCAAAGCGAAAGUCUUCUUACAAGAAUUGUGGGCAAUUAAGUUAUCUUGGGAUGAAAUCUUACCCACCUCUCAACUCUCGAAUUGGCAACAAAUCCUUCAAUAUAUGGCCAGUGUUGAUGUUAUCGAAAUCCCAAGAUGGAUAGGUUCAAACACAACAAAUCCAAUCGAGAUUCACGGAUUCUGCGACGCAUCUCAAUCAGCUAUGGCAGCUGUCGUCUACGUAAAAAUUCUCCACCCGACUAGAAAAGCAAACACUUCCAUUCUUUGCUCAAAAACCAAAGUCGCGCCUUUAAAACGAAUGACAAUCCCUCGCCUCGAGCUAUCAGCGGCUGUCAUGCUUACUAAACUAACUCAUCAUGUCCAACAAGUUUUGAACUUGUCUAAUUCUGUAUGUUAUCUUUGGACGGAUUCUUCAAUUGUUCACACUUGGUUGAGUAAACAUCCUUCUCGUUGGAAAGAUUUUAUUCACAACCGAGUAUGCUUCAUACAAGAAACAUUGCCUCAAGCUAUCUGGCGACACGUAUCCGGAAAAGACAACCCUGCUGAUUGUGCCACCAGAGGUCUAUCAGCUUCGCAAUUGCGAGAUUUUCACUUGUGGUGGACAGGACCUGUAUGGUUAUCAAAAAAUUCAUCAGAAUGGCCAAAUUGCUUUCCGACCUUUGAUACGGUACAUCAUCUGGAAGAGCGAUCUUCUUCAAACGUUAUAAUUCUACAAACAUCAAAGUAUCAAGAACAUAUUUGGAAUCUUAUUCUGCGUUACUCGUCCUUCAGUCGAUUACUCCGAAUAACUGUCUUAUGCAGAAGAGUCAUCAUACGCAUGAAACGAGUCCCAAAGACUUCUUUUAAAUAUGCCAUUAACCCUGAUGAAAUCUUAGAAGCUCAGAAAUUUUGGAUUCAAAGAACCCAACAAAAUUAUUUUGCAGGAGAAAUCAAGUUGCUCUUAACCAAAGCGGAUCUACCUAAAACCAAUCCUCUCAAUCGUCUAUAUCCAAUCAUCGAUGAACAAGGUUUAUUACGCGUUAGAGGUCGGCUAGAAAAUUCAACCCUUGAACAAACAGCUAAGCAUCCUUAUAUAAUUCCAAGACAAUCUGCUUUAAGUACCUUGAUCAUCCAAGACGCGCACGAACGAACUUUACACGGUUCAACUCAAGACACGCUUUCUUAUAUCCGAAACACAUACUGGAUAUUAGGAGGCAGAGCACCAGUACGAUCCUAUAUUCUUAAAUGCGUCAAAUGCGCUCGUUAUCGCCGAACUCAAGCUCAACAAAUCAUGGGGCAAUUACCCGCUUCUCGAGUUAAUCCGUCUCGUGUUUUUUUACAUAGCGGCGUAGAUUAUGCCGGCCCUUACAACAUUAAGUCCUGGAAAGGCAAAAAUGCUCGUUCUUUUAAGGUUUGGAUUGCUCUGUUCGUAUGUUUUAGCACAUCAGCUAUUCAUCUCGAGAUCGUCACCGAUUAUACUACUGAUGCAUUCGUCGCCGCCUAUAAACGUUUCACUGCUCGGAGAGGGAUCUGUGCUUCCCUCUCAAGUGACUGCGGUACUAAUUUUAAGGGAGCAGAACAGCAGCUAAAACAUCUUUUUUCAGAAACCUCCUCUGAACUUCAACGACUAGCUUCUAUAAUCGCUAAUGACGGAACUAAAUGGAUCUUCAAUCCACCAUCCGCUCCUCAUUUUGGAAGAAAAUGGGAAGCUGGCGUGAAAAGUUCGAAAUAUCACUUCAAACGUACAGCAGGAACCUUGAAUCUUACUUACGAAGAAAUGACUACCCUUUUAACAAAAAUAGAAGCCAUUCCUAAUUCCAGACCUUUAUGUCACCUUACAGAUGAUCCCAACGAUUUAGACGUCCUAACACCAGGUCAUUUUCUUAUCGGUCAACCACUAUAA